Messenger RNA from Opisthocomus hoazin, 753 nucleotides. NCBI's taxonomy places the organism in Eukaryota, Metazoa, Chordata, Aves, Opisthocomiformes, Opisthocomidae. The record is from RefSeq and is a predicted model, not a curated record.
AUCUCUGGUGGUUUGUGAUGUUGCUGAAGACCUGGUGGAGAAACUGAGAAAAUUCCGGUUUCGUAAAGAAACCAAUAAUGCUGCCAUAAUAAUGAAAAUCGACAAGGAUAAGCAGUUGGUGGUACUGGAUGAGGAGCAUGAGGGUAUUUCUCCCGAUGAGCUAAAAGAUGAGCUGCCCGAGAGACAACCUCGAUUUAUUGUGUAUAGUUACAAGUACCAGCAUGAUGAUGGAAGAGUUUCUUAUCCAUUGUGCUUUAUCUUCUCCAGUCCAGUUGGAUGUAAGCCUGAACAGCAGAUGAUGUAUGCUGGAAGCAAGAAUAAGCUUGUACAGACAGCUGAACUCACUAAGGUAUUUGAAAUAAGAAAUACAGAAGACCUAACUGAAGAAUGGCUGCGUGAGAAACUGGGCUUCUUCCAUUAAGAAAACCUCUGUGAUAAGUAUUUAUGUACCAUCCUGAUAAUACUGGAACCAGACAUGAAUACUUACAGCUAAGAAAUGCACUGUAUUUACAUCUGUCUCCUGCAGUAUAUCUCUUGUGCAAAGUUUGUGCAAAGAAUAGCAGGUCUGUCUCCUUGAAGUAACAAAUCUUUGCAGAUGUUUCCUUAUUUGUACCAGUUAAAAGGGAAUACUUCUCUACAGGGACUUCUUUUGCACUCUUGUGACUAAUAUUUCUAUAACUAAAAUAGUUCCAUUCUGGAUUUGUAACUAUCUGCAAACACAAUUUGGAAGCUGACGCUAACUUUUCUGAGCUA